This is a messenger RNA of Peronospora matthiolae, 7548 nucleotides long. Lineage: Eukaryota; Oomycota; Peronosporomycetes; Peronosporales; Peronosporaceae. The record is from the annotation of a GenBank genome assembly.
AUGGCGCUGCCUAGCAGCAACUCGGAGCUGCAGCAGCUCAAGCAGAAGCUGGAGACGCUCGUAUUAGGUCGUGAUCUCAUCUCUCUUUCCACUGUCAGUGUCCUCCCGCGUGGUCCCGAGACCACGGGCUUUGACUCGGAACCGUCCUUUUACGGUACCAUACCGGUAUCUACCGAAGACGACGACAGUAACCACGACGACCACGAUGACCACGACGAUAACAGUACCAGUAGCCACGAGAAGAACAACUUCGAGAGUCUGAACGCGUCGGUAAACCGGUACGCAGGCGUCAUUUACGCCGCCCGUUUCUUUGUCACGCGCGUCGGGUUUCUACGCUCGGUCAAGCGCCUCUUGGUCCUCAGCAGUAACCACCUGACGAUCGUCGAUCCAUACUCCGAGCAAGUGAAAGAGCGCUAUGCGUUUGAUAAUAUCAAAGAGAUCACCAUUGCUUCGGACAGCGGAGGGCACAACGCAGACAGAGCGUUCACGGUCUUUAUCGGCAAGAACGUCAAGGAGACGUACACGUGUCGCUGUCGCCAGCAGCUGCUCUCGGCGUACUACCAGCUACGAGAACGGGCGUCGGCGUGCCGGAAAGACCAGAUUGAUGCGGCCACGGCUGAUGCGCUCAGUGCUGUUGGUGCGAGCGUGGCGUCGAGCGACAGCAGCUACUGGGCCACGUCGGGAUCUAGCGGAACGGCAGGAGGUCUGAGCAACUUUUCAAGUCUAGGGACCAGUGGCAUGUACUUUGACAGUUUGUUUCAAUUGUGCGGCAAGACGUUUACCGUGAUAAAGCUGAGCACGACGCGCAGCGUGAGUCUGCAUCCUGUGAAAUUGGACGUGCUGCUUGCAGUGCGAGCGGCGAGCUUGGAUCGCCUCGAACCUGAUACACGCACGACGCUGUCGUCGAUCUUGUUGAUUGAAAUUGUCAAGAUUCAGCGCGUGAGUACCAACUCGAGUGAACUCGUGCUGUAUUUUGAAAACAACCGCGUGCACCGGUACUGGUGCGACAGUCGCGAGCCCUUCAUUCAAGCAAUCGCAAACAAUUUGCGCUCGUGGCUUGGCGUGUCGCUUUUUGUGGAAGAAGUAUCGGACUCGUAUGAGUUUGACGCGCUAACGUCGACGCGAGAUAUCCCGCAACCCGUGACGUUUGAGAUUCCAGUGCUGAAGAUCAGCAAGAACAAGUCGGACAAGUUGCAGCUGCGGUUGCUGGGUCUCACUGCGCUGGCAAUUGUUGAACGAGACCCUGUGACAAGAAAGACGAUGGCAAGCCAUGCGCUGAACGACAUUUUUAACGUCGUGAUGUACCCUUCGGUGUCGUCGUCCCUAGAUGAUCUCGAGACUGAAGCAUCACAAGGGUUGUGCGGCAAGUUUGCCUUAGAGUUAAAGCACGGGCGAACACGUCGUUACGUCUGUCUGAGUGCAGCGGUCAACCGACGUGAUAAAGAUGUUAGCCUUGGACUACAGUGGGUAUCGUCGCAGCAUGAGAAUGAGCUUUGCCAGGUUAUUGGAGACAUUGCUGGGGACAUGGACGCUCCUGCGUGGCUACAAGUUGCUGGAUCGUCAACAUUGCUCAGUCCAAAGGAGGUGCGCAGUCUGUUUUUUAGCAAUAUGAUUGAGAUGUGUCGAAUGAAUAAGCUGCACUUGCCAUGGUCAACGGAAGAGACGGAAAUUGCGUGCAAGGAAGGAACAUGGGGGACUGAAGUCCACUCUGAAUGGGAAGACAUUUUGCUGCGCAAGUUGGCUAGUCUGAGCUUGAUCCCGAAUCUCGUGUCAAACGAGAGUAUGUCGAUUAUUUACAACCAACUUGUUCAGUUUAACCGCAAUAUUCCGCUGGGAGGUCUCCGCCAGCGCGAUCGACGUGCAUUUGCGAGCCUGAUGAAGCUACUCGAAAACUUCAAGGUGUACUCGGUGGCUCAGCUUAACAGUCCUUCCAACACGGACGCUCCGAUCCCGACGACAGAGUUUCAGGUGGAGUUACUGUUGGCGAUCCAGCGCUUGCUUUGCACUCGCGGGGUUUUUGAGGAAAUUCCUAGCUCGCAGUACAAGAGGAGUAUCGAAGUGAUCAUGGAGUUGCUCCAUUCUCCGAUGGAAGAAGUGAGCUUUGCAGCUUCAUGCGUGAUCAAGUAUAUGGUGAUCAAUUACUCCGAUACGCGCAGCUUGAAGUCCGAGACGGCCAAUCGUCGGGCAAUUUUUACUAAGUACCAUAGCAGAAUGUACGUGUCUCGCGCAUUUGACUUGUCGAGGACGAAUCGGGCUGGCCGCCUACCAUUACACAGCGUCGAUUUGGCAAGGACCGAAUCAAGCAGAGCCCAGUCAGUGGCGGCAAUGUCCAACAUAGAACGCAGCAUGGCGAAUGCGCUUGCAUAUUCCCAACUCGGGUUAGAUUACCUUGUUCUUGGUACGGUUCUGCAGACGCUUGAGGUUUGUCUGUCGAGCGGAAAGAAAGCAACUCCAGAAAGAGUGGCAAGGGAUUUACUUCGAGCUAUGCGGUUUAAUGACUUUUCUCGUCACCACGCUCUGUUUUUGUUCAAUCGGUCAUUGAGCUUCUCGAUUACGAAGAGCUCGUCAAUUUUGGUGAAGGUGCAUAUCUUGGAGCAACCUACUGAGCUUGUGGAGCUCAUUCAAGACUUCGCGAGGAAACACGGGGCACUUGUUUGGCAGCUUUACUUAGCCUUGUACACCCAAGACAAGGCCCAGCGUCGAAUCUCAUCUCAAUUGGUAGCAUUGCUUACGCACGAAAACCCACGUUCAUCGUACGUCAUACGAAACAUUUUCCCACACGCGUUGCUUGAUGACAUGAAAACUGCCCAGCUGGAAUUCGACGAGUUUGGCAGACAUCUUCCCACAGCAAAUUUCGAAACUUACCCAAAGAACAACGACGCUUCGCACAAGCAUGGUGGUCGCCGGGAUACGACUAGUGCUGCGGAAGGUAGGCGCAACAAACUUAGUUUCGGGAUCAACACACGUGCUCGCUUGGCGCGGCACGUAAAACACGCAGUACUGCUGCCCGAGUUCUUUGACCGCUUGAGUAAAACUCAUGCAACCAAGGAUUUGGUGUGGGGUCCAGACGCCGUGGAAGAGCUGAUUUGUAGGCUACAAGCUGAAAUAAGCGUGCUGGAUUUAUACCGGCUGAAGUACUUAGGAUAUUUAUAUACGGACCCGCUUGCUACUGACCAUACGGAGACCGAGUGGGAUGCACACCAAACUAAUCGACUUCGUCACGAUCCACAGAACGCAACCUUCGCCCCAUUUCUUUUCGAGUUUUUGCAAAAUGGUUUGGAGAGCCAACUAGCGCUCGAGAUAAUGAAGGGAACAAUUUCAUCGUCAAACCGAUUUUCUAGAUACAUGCCGCUUUCAUUUCUGCUAAACCCCGACACAUCUGAAGACGUGGAAAGCGACGGCGGGCUAGAUGAUGACGGCUACGACAGCGACGAUAACUACACGGACGAGAACGGGUGUGCUUCUCGACCCAGUGGUACACAAGCUGGUCACGGGGCAGCGUUAAAGCACGAUGGUGAAGACGGCUCCCACGCAGGGGUACGCAGUGCGUUCUCGUCCAAGAAGAAAAAAAGGAGCACAAAGAAUAUGCCACGGUGGUUUGUGGCGUGGAACUGCAACGAAUUUCGCAUCGAUUAUGAGUGCCUGAAAGGCGAGGUGAAGGUUGGCCCGUAUUAUCUUGCAAAUAUUCUUGAUGAUCGUGGCGUCCUCGUGGCAGGAAUCGAGGGCGCCGAGAAAUUUAUGUCACUACUAUACUACCGCCUACUUGCCGAAGACCGUGGCAUUUCUACCAGCAACGUACAGAAUGCAGAACGGUGUUCUUCGCUGGACGCUCAGGGUGAUAUUGACCAGUGUGACAUUCGCUUGUUGGUUUUAAAGGUCAUGAUCCAGGUAUAUGAGCGUCACUGUACUGAGCUGGGUUCGCUGACAUUCUUGAAUCACCUCCUUCGGGUGAGCAUGAUGAAAACUAGAGGUGGCGAGGUCCGACGUUGGCCACUGGUCGUCCGUGGCAAUAUCAUGCUGUUCCUGGAUCGUGUUCUAUCCAGUGCAGUAAAUGUGUCGCGAUUUUUACGUGAAAAUGAUAACGUGACGAUGGUUCUGGAUUUGCUGCGUGAAGUGAAACCACUAGUAGUUCUUCAGGGGCCCACCGAUUCUGAGAAGGAGUACGUGGUAGAACCUCCAGUUGACAUCCAGGCGGAUCUCGACGCGUCUGAAGACGAAGACGAAGAUGUCUACGAUGAGGACGAUGAGGACUACUGUAAUGACGGAAUUGAGCAUGACAAUGAAAAUGGUGAUGAGGAAGAGGACGAUCGGGACAUGGCGAAGAGAAUGAUUGAUGCAUUAGAGGAUUCUGGCGGCGAAAGCUCAGCCUCGUCAAGCCACUCUAAUUCUCCGACUGACGUACACCCCGAUGACGAUAGCGUGCAGCUCGAAGAACUACCUAGGCGCGUGACGGUUGUGGCAGAGCAUUGCGGCGCGAUGAGUGGUUCAAUGAUCAUGCAGACCUGCUUAAGUGUCCUUAGUCGUCUCGUUGAUUGCCAUACAGCAGAAGAAGAAGGUUAUAUGUACCAAGAUGUAUGUUUCCCUAAGUAUGGGCGGCUGACGCAUUUUGAGGGCUCGAGCGUUAGCCCGAUCAGCUCAAUCAAGCAGCGGCUGUGCGAAGACCAGACGCUGCGGUUUUUGGUAGGUCUUUUGGAUUGUCCGAAUCGCAUUGUUUUUAAAAAAUGCCUCGGCUUGAUUCGGCUUCUGGUUCGGCACAACGAAGCAAUCAUCCCGAAUCUUCACGCAUCUGGCAUCUUUUACUAUCUUCUUCGGUUUGCCCAAGAUGUGGACGAAAUGUCGAUCGCGGCACGCCUUAUCUCUCAUAUUCAUUUGCGGCAAUCCGGACUUGAAUUUCCGCAUCUCGUCGAUGACAAACAAAAAGGAGAGAACAAGAAAGGUAUCUUUGCCCCUGAUCCGCUGACUCGUAUCUGCUUGAAAAGUUGGUUAGUCCGGGUGUUGCCCGUGUCUAUGGUUGCUCAAUUGUUGCGUCACGGCCCACGACGAUUUGCUACAGCACUUUUUUCUGACGCAAACAAUCCCGAAGUGGUUUGGAACGCCAGUAUGCGCAACCAAAUGGUGGCUUAUGUUGAAAAGUUCAUGAAUUUACAUACCGACGAAAGCGGGAUGUUCUAUAUUUCAAAGAAUGAAGGAUCCGAGCACAAGGCAUGUAUUCCGUUGAUCAAGUACCCGAAGGAAGUCCAUGCAUUACAGUGCUAUCAGUACUACUUACACAAUCUUCUUGACGAAAAGAAUUUUCCUGGAUGGCCUAUCAACGACGAAGCUGCUUUUUUGCGUGCUCUUCUUGACUCUAUUCGCCGUUGGGUACACCCUGGAUCGUUGCCAAGUACUCGUGGAGCUGUCAACGAUCAAUCGACAAAACUUCUCUCAGUAUUUGAUGCUGUCGAGUUGCUUGACGCUACUGCCUUGUUGGUACGCCGAUUUCCUGACUCCCCAAAUAUCACUAAUUUGCACAAUAUCUCGUAUUUUCUGGAGGCUUUGGAGCGGUGCAUUACAGAACUAAAAGCCAAUCGUGUUGGCCGGACGAAACCAUUUUAUGACGUGUCAAAAGCUAUUGCGGCCAAGACCGCGUUUGUCAAGGCAUUCAGUAGUGCGAUUCGCGUGAUUAAUUUGGCCGUUGGUGCUUCGGAUGAGAAUGCCCGCGGGGGCAGCUCUGGACUGGGCCUUCGCGUGCUGUGCAAUUCCCUUCAAUUAUUAUUUCACAACCAAGAAGCAUUGAAUGCUGUGGAUGGGUGCGCACCGAACGUGAUCACACACUGGGUAUUGGAAGCUCUUGUGAACGUUCUUAACCAGCCGAACGGACGCGUGUCGGCUGCCGCGCAGUCGAUCGAUCUGUUGCCUUGCUUGACUCGUUACCUUUCACAGGAAGGUGAUCGCUUGGCCACCGAUCUGUCUCUUCAAAUAAUGUACGAAAUGGCUGGCAGCUCGGGAGAAAUGGCUGAAGUCCUCUUGUUGCAGCUUGCUGAGCACGGAAUUGUGUGGUAUUUAACACUGCUGCUGUUCCACUACCGGCCAAACAAUGAUGGCAACAACGGAGAAUUACAGCGUAUUAGCAUCGGUGCAGCGAAGGCAUUGGGCCGGAUCUUAGAAGCGAAUGCAAAAGAGGAAUCGAUUGCUGUGUUUGUCAAGCGAAUGCAGACUACAAUCGAGCAGAUCUUCACGCGUCCUCUUGUAGACAUAUUACGGCGGGCUGGACCAAUUAAAAUACUGGACGUGUUAGUUACUGAGGUUCGCGAGCCGCACGUCAUGUGGACUGGCCGCAUGCGAAAAGAAUUGAUCAGCCUUGCACAGCGAGCAAUACAGUUUCAUACGACGAUGGAUCAGAGCGAUGGGGAAGCGCACCAAGUGUUUGAGCUGCCGUCCCACUUUAUGUACUCGGCCCAAAAGGAAGAGCUCUGCGUGGCUGGCAUCUACGUCAAUUUCUUUAACGAGAACCCGAAGAAUGGUAUUCUCGCACAAAUUGCUGGCACUGAGAACAGUAGCGCCAGGCGCGCUGAGAUGCUCAAGCAGAAACCGGGUACGAAGAAAGAAAUUCAAGCUGCUGCCGCGGCGGCUGCUGAGCUGGAGAAUCGCACUGUAAGUGGACAUGUGAUGCACGGUCUGUUGGCAGCGCUGUCAUACGACAUAUCAGGCGUCCGCUCACAACCGCAAGCACUAGAGAGUGUGUUACUCCAGCGGUUGCUGCCAGUUGCUACGGCUAUAAGAAAUCUUUUGCAGUACACGCCUGACAUGGAUGUACAGGUUGUGCAGGCAGACGGUCUGGUGACGCUUUUGUAUGUUCUGGACCACGAGACACAGCCUCAAGGGUACUCGUUUGCGAAUGCACCGCUCUUGCUGCUCCGUUGCAUGGAGUGUGUGCACACGUUGUCAUUCAGUGGCAAAUGCGUUGAUUCGUUGGCAAAAGCAGUUCCACCGUUCAUCAAGAGUGCGUUCCAGGUCGUAUACAAGAACUUGGCGCGCACGGAGGCUUCGACUGAGGGUCAACUAGCUCGCAUAACGUUGCAGCUGCUUGGCAACUUGUGCCUCAUCCCUGCUUGCAUUGACAAUCUCGUAAAAGGGAUGGACCCUGUUAGUCUAUCGAACCUGUUGCCGCACGUAUGGCUGGGAGACUCGACGGAAAUGCAGCUUCUGUUGUGUUUGCACAUGAUCCCGCUGAAGCGACAUACACAAGCCGCUACGGAGUUUGCGAAAGCUGCCGUAAGUUCACAGCUUGCAGCAGCGCUGCUUAACCUGCUUUCCACGCUCAUGCCAAAAUCGAAGGUGGGGGAGAGCACAGCAACUAAGCAGUACGCCGCACGAUUUCUAUCAGUGCUGUCAUCCAACCCAGGCAGCGGCGGCGCCAUCUCGAGUUUGCUUAUCGCUUCUCGGGUCUGGGAAGCUCAUGGCGAUACUACUCAAGCCACUUCUGAAGACCUUCGCCGUUUGCUGAUGCCUCCAUACGCGCCUGCAUUGCUCAAGGCGCCUCACGCAAAUCCCAACAAAGUCGGCUAG